CAUAACUUAAAUUCAUCGUUGAUAGUAUUAAAUACUAAAACACAAUCAUAGUAAAAAAAUUAAAUAAACACUUAAUGGUACAAUAGUAACUGCAACCACAAUCCAAAGUCCGUUUAAGAAAACAUCACUUAGUUUCAAGUACAGAGUUCACUCUCUCACAAAUCUCUCAAAAUCCCACACAUCACAUUGUCUCUCCACAGUCUCAACAAUGGCGAAGAAGAUGAGUACAAUAAUCACCUCCAGCAUUCUCCUCUUCCUCCUCCUCCUCCUCGCCGUCGACACACACGCGCACAACGUCACGCGCCUUUUAGCAAACCACCCUUCUUUCUCCUCCUUCAACCAUCUCCUAACCAAAACUCACCUCGCCGACGAAAUCAACCGGAGAACCACCAUAACCAUCUGCGCCGUCAACAACGCCGCCAUGUCCGCCUUAACCUCCAAAGGCUACACCAUCUCCACUCUCAAAAACAUCCUCUCCCUCCACGUCCUCCUCGAUUACUUCGGCGCCAAAAAACUCCACCAGAUCGGCGGCGGCUCAGCUCUCGCCGCCACUCUCUUCCAAGCCACCAGAGCUGCUCCGGGAACCACGGGAUUCGUCAAUAUAACGAUGCUGAGAGGCGGCAAGGUCGGCUUCCGUCCCGACGGCGGAGAUAUGUCUUCCUUCUUCGUCAAGUCAAUAGAAGAGGUUCCGUACAACAUCUCCGUUAUACAGAUUAGUAGAAUAUUACCGUCGGAUGCGGCCUCGGCUCCGACUACAGCUCCGGCGGAGAUGAAUAUUAGCGGGAUCAUGUCGGCUCAUGGCUGUAAAGUGUUCGCCGAGACACUUCUGUCUAACCCCGGAGCUUCAAAAACCUAUCAGGAGAGUGUGGAAGGAGGCAUGACAGUGUUCUGUCCAGGUGAUGACGCCAUGAAAGCAUUCUUGCCCAAAUACAAGAACUUGACUGCUCCAAAGAAAGAAGCUUUCCUCAAUUUCCUCGCUGUCCCGACCUAUUACUCAAUGGCCAUGCUCAAAUCCAACAAUGGUCCGAUGAACACACUUGCCACAGAUGGAGCCAACAAGUUUGAGCUCACUGUACAGAACGAUGGAGAGAAAGUUACUCUCACAACAAGGAUCAACUCUGUUCAGAUUGUUAACACUCUGAUCGACGAGCAGCCUUUGGCUAUUUAUGCCACGGAUAAGGUUUUAUUGCCUAAAGAGCUGUUUAAGGCUUUGGCUGUUGAAGCUCCGGCUCCUGCUCCAGCACCAGAGGAUGGCGAUGUUGCGGAUUCUCCUAAACCGGCUAAAGGGAAAGCCAAAGGGAAGAAGAAGAAGAAGAAGAAGAAGAAGAAGAAGAAGGCUGCACCAUCGCCUGAUGAUUCUUUUGGUGAGUCCGACUCACCUGCGGAAGGGCCUGAUGGAGAUGCGGAUGAUGAGAAUGCUGAUGAAGCCAGUGCGGUUAGGAUUGUGGGAGGAGCUCAGGCUGGUUUUGUGGUUGGCUUGUUCUGCUUGUUUGCUUCUUCUUGGCUUAUAUAGUUCACUUUAUGUUUCCUUUGUUUUUGUUUCGUUUAGAAACUUUAUUUAUGGCUUUGAGGGAAAGUAAUUAUGUUUAUUUAAAUUCCCCCCUAUUAUAAAGUUUUUUUCAGUUUAUUGUUUGGUAGCCGAAUUAAAGUACUCGGUUGUAUGUUUAUUUUGUGUUUUUGCUUCACGUGUUUGUUGAAUUAAUGAUGUAAUGAACGGUGUUGGGGUUUAGCACUAGCUUCUACUUUAUA
Brassica rapa (field mustard) is the source of this 1749-nucleotide messenger RNA. RefSeq names its product fasciclin-like arabinogalactan protein 1. Lineage: Eukaryota; Viridiplantae; Streptophyta; Magnoliopsida; Brassicales; Brassicaceae. Gene Ontology annotation, cellular component: plasma membrane. The record is from RefSeq and is a predicted model, not a curated record. Gene Ontology annotation, biological process: root development; shoot system development.